AUGGGCAGCAUCGCGCUUCUCGUCCUCGUCUGCACGUCGUCGUGGCUGCUCCUCCCUCACCCUGCCGCGGCGGCCACGGCACCGAAGCUGCCUGUUCGGGCGGUGAACCUCGGCGGCUGGCUGGUGACGGAGGGCUGGAUAAAGCCGUCCCUCUUCUAUGGCAUUAGGAACAACGACACCAUGGAUGGAACCCAACUCCAGUUCAUGUCGGCCACCCAGAAAAGGUACCUCGUUGCUGACAAGGGAGGGGGCGCCGCCAUCCUCGCCGACCGGGUGAAUGCGUCCGGCUGGGAGACCUUCAGGCUGUGGAGGAUCAACGAGACGACCUUCAACUUGAGGGUGAACGGCGGGCAGUUCUGGGGCGUCAACAAUACCGGUGCCCUUGUGGCGACGGCCACCACGCCUGGGCAAUCCGAGACGUUCCAGCUCGUGCGCAGGGACAGCGACAAGAGCCGAGUGCGCAUCAGGGCGCCAAAUGGGUUCUUCUUGCAGGUGAAGACAAUGGCAUCAGUGACGGCGGACUAUGGCCAGAAUACAAACUGGAGUGACAAUGACCCCUCAGUUUUUGUAACAAACAAUGUUGGUGGCUUACAAGGGGAGUAUCAGUUAUGCAAUGGCUAUGGCAUAGCAAAUGCAACACAGGUGCUCAUGAACCACCGGAACAUAUUCAUAACUGAGAGGGACUUCAAUUUCAUGGCGUCAAGUGGACUGAAUGCGGUCAGAGUCCCGGUUGGAUGGUGGAUCGCCAGUGGCGACAACCCUCCUCCUCCUUUCGUUGGAGGCUCUCUCCAAUUCUUGGACAAGGCAUUCAGCUGGGGACAGAAAUACAACAUUAGUGUUAUUGUCACAUUGCAUGCUGCGCCGGGUUCACAGAACCCAUAUGAGCACAGCGCAACCAGAGACGGGUCACAGGAGUGGGGCAAUACCGAUGCAAACAUCGCCCAAACCGUGCAAGUCAUCGACUUCCUUGCAAAAAGGUACGCGAACAACACAGCCCUCUUGGCCAUCGAGCUGCUCAAUGAGCCGUUGGCACCGGGAGCAAAUCUGUCUGUACUCACGAAAUACUACCAGGACGGCUACAAUGCAGUGCGUCGGUACACACCGGCAUCCUAUGUGAUCAUGUCUAACAGGUUAAACAUAGCAAACCAGACCGAGAUCCUUCAGUUCGUGGGCAGCUUCGAUGGCGCCGUCCUCGACGUACAUUACUACAACCUGUUCGACAGCAAGUUUGACAGCCUCACUGUAGAGCAGAACAUCGACUUUGUGAGGAACAACCGCUCCUCCGACCUCAAAGCUAUCACAAAUCAGAAUGGGCGGCCUCUCACGUUUGUGGGAGAAUGGUCGGCCGCGUGGGGCGUGCAAGGUGCUAAUAAGACUGACUACCAGAGGUUUGCGAAAGUGCAGCAAGAUGUUUACGGAAAUGCUACCUUUGGAUGGGCAUACUGGACGCUUCAGAACCCCUUUCAACCCUGGAACAUGACGUAUAUGAUUCAGGAUGGAAUCAUCAUACUGAAGAGCUAG
Molecule: messenger RNA, 1521 nt
Organism: Miscanthus lutarioriparius
Lineage: Eukaryota; Viridiplantae; Streptophyta; Magnoliopsida; Poales; Poaceae
Source: the annotation of a GenBank genome assembly